GAAAACUGAUGUAGUUGUACAUUGAAGGUUGAAACACACACCAAAUAGUUUACUGAACUCUGUCUGCCCCGUUUGUAAAUGAGUGAACUAAAGAAGACAAAAAUACAGAUUAAGUUUAGACCAUGAGCUUCUGUGGAAAUUCAACAUUUUGGGACACCAACCUGACCCUUAACGCCAGCUGGCCGAGGUUGAGCCAAUGCUUCCAGUCGACGGUCCUGGUCUACGCCCCUGCCGGCCUGCUCUGGUUCAGCAGUUUGAUUUACCUGCCCUACCUGUUGUGUCGCGAGACCCCGGUCUGUGGACCCAACACCUGGCUGGCCACCACUAAAACGUGCCUGUCACUCCUGCUAGCCGUGAUAACAACAGCCAACAUCAUCAAGGAAGUUCUCUACCCAUCACCGUCGUCAUCUUCUUUUGAUGAGAACCAGUUCAUCGACGUCACCAUCACCGCCUACUUUGUGGCCAGGGUUGUUGAAGGAUUAAGUUUUGUGCUCUCGGCUAUUGUUGUUCAACUUGAAAAACGGUGUUGUGUUGUGACGUCCGGAGUACUUUUCUCUUAUUGGUUAAUUCUUUUGGUGUGCGACGUCGUUCCUCUCUAUACAUACAUCAUUUUAAAGGUGUAUGAGGUUGAUCUAAUGAGAUUUUGUGUUUUUGUGGCAAGUUUGUUUUUUGUACUGCUGCAGCUAGGGCUCAACUGCUUUGCUGAUAUAGGCCUCUAUACUUACAAUAGAUAUACUUCAGCGAACGAUUGUCCAGAAGUGAAGGCGUCGUUUCUGUCACAGCUCUCAUUUGCUUGGAUCACCAGACUUAUCUUAACUGGCUACAGGCGAGCUCUGACUUCUGAAGACCUCUGGAACUUGAACCCACGUGACUGUUGUGAAACUGUAGUUGGAAGAUUCACUAGGGCGUGGAAUAGCUGCAUCAGAAGAAAAGGGCUUGACAGACAAAAAAGCUGGCAGCUAGGAAAUGGGACUUCGAGUCAUUCCAACAGUGACACUUCUGGCUCGGACAGGGUUAAUGGUCAGACUGGGAGUCAUUCGUCAAAUGAAAGAUCGCCAUUGUUAAAAAGAUUUAUGUCAAAGAGAAAAGAUGAAGAAGUGGAAGUUGUCAAGUUGCCAUUAAACAGAAAAACAAAAUGUUCACUUUUUAAAGUGCUGGUCAAAGCUUUUGGCUGGGAAGUUUUCUUGUCUUACAUUUGUAAGGCAGUCUCAGACGUCUUACAAUUUGUUGGGCCCUUUCUUCUCAAAGGGUUGAUCCUCCAUAUUGGAGCAAUCAACUUAGAACCAGCCUGGUAUGGCUAUGUUUUAGCUGCAGCCAUGUUGGGUGCCUCUUGGUGCCAGACAAUUUUUUACCAUCAACAUUACCAUCUAGCCAUGACCUCGGGAAUGAGGAUGAAAACUGCUCUCAUGGUUGCUAUUUAUAAAAAGAGCUUAUGGCUAGACACAAGCAGUGAACACCAAAGUACAGCUGGUGAGGUCGUUAACCUCAUGUCUGUUGACUGUCAGAGGGUGCAAGAUCUAAUGAGUUACACCUGGAUGGUGUGGUCAAUUCCCUUACAGAUAUUUCUAGCAGUUUAUUUACUAUGGAACACACUAGGAGUUCCUGUACUGGCUGGGCUGGGUUUAUUGUUGCUGCUGGUACCUUUCAAUGGUGUCAUUGCAUACCACCAGCAGAGGCUGCAGCAUAAAAAUCUGUUAUGGAAAGAUAAAAGAAUUAAGAUGGUCAAUGAGGUUCUUAGUGGAAUUAAGGUACUCAAGUUAUAUGCUUGGGAAGAAUCAUUUCAAGAAAAAAUUAUUUCGCUUAGACAGAGAGAGAUGAAUGUUUUGACAAAAUUAGCUUGGCUUAAUGCUAUUAGCAUUUUUAUCUGGACAUGUGCACCAUACUUGGUGUGUCUGGUAUCUUUUACUACAUAUCUCCUGGUCUACCCAGAUCUGCCAUUAACAGCUGAUACAGCAUUUGUGACUUUGGCGCUCUUCAAUAUUUUACAAUUCCCUAUUGCGUUUAUUCCAGAGAUGGUCUCUUUUACAACCCAGGCAACUGUUUCUGUGAAAAGAAUAGAAAAGUAUUUAUGUGGAACAGAACUAGAUCGUUCACAUUACAAUCGGAGAGAUUUGAAAGAUACUGCUGUAAGUAUAGAAAAAGGACUUUUUACAUGGGAUCCAGAUGCUAGCUUUAGACUUAGUGGAAUAAAGCUAGAGAUUCCACGAGGCUCAUUAGUAGCAGUUGUUGGCCCAGUGGGUUGUGGGAAGUCUUCUUUACUGUCUGCAAUACUUGGAGAAAUGGAUCGUCUGCAAGGUCAAGUUCAAACAGCUGGCAGUCUUGCUUAUGUGCCUCAGACUGCUUGGAUUCAGAAUUGUUCUCUACAGGACAAUAUCCUCUUUGGCACAAGUUUCAACUUUAAAAAAUACUCUAAGAUCAUUGAGGCUUGUGCCCUGAAGCAGGACUUAGACAUUCUAGAAGGGGGAGAUAAAACAGAAAUUGGUGAAAAGGGUAUAAACCUGAGUGGUGGUCAGAAACAAAGGGUUACCAUUGCAAGAGCCCUUUAUUCUAAUGCUGACCUCUACUUACUAGAUGACCCCUUGAGUGCUGUGGAUUCUCAUGUUGGGAAACAUAUUUUUAAACGUGUUUUGUCUGACAAGGGAAUGCUAAAAAAUAAGACUCGCAUCAUGGCUACUCAUGCUGUCCACUGGCUACCACUUGUAGAUAUAAUUAUCGUCAUGCAGGAAGGACGUAUAACAGAGAUGGGAUCAUAUUUACAGCUGAUGAAGAAAGAUGGAAACUUUGCCCAGUUCCUAUUGGCUAAUUUGAGAAAGCAAAAGGAAUCUGAAUCAGAAGCAGAAGAUGACACAGAAGUUAGAGAAAUGAAAAAGAAAAUAUGGGAACAUGUUGAAUCAGUGACCAGCCAAUCAGAAGGCAACACAUCAGGAGAAGAUGUGGUUAACUUCCAUCAAAGCAGACUGGAGACAAUGGCUGGUGGCAGUGGAUCAUCACCAUCAACUCCAACUGAGGAUAAGAAUGAACCCUAUAAGCUGACAUCUGUAGUGGCAGGAGGGGGGGUUGGAAAUGGAACAGUGCUUAGACUUACAGAAGAUGAAUCUACUGAAACAGGAUCUGUGAACCUUCGAGUAUUUCAAAGCUAUUUUAAAAAUGUUGGAUAUUGUUCCACUAUAAUUAUUUUUUCUAUGUUCGCCCUUUUCCAGGUUUUCAGUGUACUGGCCAACAUUUGGCUGUCUAGAUGGACUGGUGAUCCAGAUAUUCAGGCAGGAAAUAUUACAGUAUCUGAUUUAAAACUAAAGAACCAAAAUUACCUAACAGUGUAUGGAGCCCUUGGUGCCGCCCAAGCUCUGUUUGUUUUUAUAUAUGCUUGCAUGGGGGCACUCAGAAUGGUUUCAGCUGCUUCUUCAAUGCACGACUCCAUGCUAGAUAGAAUCAUGAAGGCACCAAUGAGCUUUUUUGACACUACCCUAAUAGGAAGAAUUGUUAACCGGUUUUCUCGAGAUGUGGAAACAUUAGAUAACCAGUUGCCACAGAUCAUUUUUAUGUGGAUUAUGUGUGUGUUCUCUGUGAUGGCCACACUUGUUGUAAUAAGCAUCAAUACGCCAAUAUUCAUCAGUGUCAUAAUACCACUCUUCAUUGGAUAUUUUGCUGUUCAGAGAUUUUUUGUGCCAACAUCUCGCCAACUUAAAAGAUUGGAAGCUGUCACUAGAUCUCCAAUUUACUCUCAUUUUUCUGAAACAUUAACUGGAUGUCAAGUGAUCAGAGCUUUUGAUGCCAUUGGUAGAUUUAGUCAGACUUGCGUUGAGCGCAUUGACCGGAAUAUUGUUUUCUAUUUUGCUGGCAUUACAGCCAAUAGAUGGUUAGGUGUGUGGAUUGAGGCUGUUAGCAGCCUUGUUGUGUUUUUUAGUGCUGUUUUCUCUCUCCUAACCCCUGGAAUUAAUGGCACAUUGCUUGGACUUUCUGUUAGUUAUGCCCUGCAGAUAACCCAAUCAUUGAAGUGGUUGGUCAGAUCUAUGAGUGACUUGGAGACCAAUGUUGUCAGUGUUGAAAGAGUUCAGGAAUAUUCAAAUGUUGUUCAAGAGGCCCCACGUUACACCAAUGUUCGGCCUCCACCAGACUGGCCAGAGAGAGGAGAAAUCAUCAUUAAUCAAUAUUCUACAAGCUAUAGAGAAGGAUUAGUACCAGUGCUUAAGCAGAUUACCUGUUGGAUUAGGCAAGGGGAAAAGAUUGGGAUAGUUGGGAGAACAGGUGCAGGAAAAUCUUCAUUAACAUUGGCCUUGUUUCGACUCAUAGAGGCUACUCAAGGGGAGAUUAUCAUUGACAACAUCAACAUUUCAGUUCUUGGACUUUAUGAUUUGAGAUCUAAGCUGACUAUUUUACCUCAGGAUCCUGUCAUCUUAUCUGGUACAUUGAGAAUGAAUUUAGAUCCCAAUGGUGAAUACCUUGAUCAAGAAAUCUGGACAGCUUUAACUAUGUCCCAUUUAAAAGAUGCUGUUUCAAGCAUGCCUGCUGGUCUAGACUCUGAAGUUGGAGAGAAUGGCUUAAAUUUUAGCAAUGGUCAGAGACAGCUGUUAUGUUUAACAAGAGCUCUCCUUCGUAGAAGUAAAAUUUUAAUAAUGGAUGAGCCAACUUCAUCUGUGGAUGUAACUACAGAUAAUUUGGUGUUAAAUACAGUUCAAAGAGUUUUCAAGCAUUGUACAACUAUAACAAUAGCUCAUAGAAUAAACACAAUUUUGGACUGUGACAGAGUUAUGGUGAUAGAAAAUGGCUCAAUUGUUGAGUUUGACAGCUCAAAAAAUUUGUUAGAACAAGGAGAUAGUCAGUUCUACAAACUUGUAAAAUCUUCAGGAGCAAUUUGAAAGUUUUGUCUUUGAUUUUAAUCAGUUCUUUUAAAAGCCAUCAAAUACAUGAAAAUGCAUAUCGUUUUUCUUAUGGGAAUAUAGUAUUAUGAACUAAAAAUCUGGUCCAAAAAUGCAAACAAAAAAUGAAGUGAAUCUUCAAAUAUGUUAUUAGUUUUUUAACUUUUUAAAUUCUAUCUCAACAAUUAUAUGAGGGAAAAAUUGACUAACUUUUUAUACCUAAUCUUAAUAAAUCAUUAUUUACAUAACUAAAAAGUUAUUAAUAUUAUUGCUUUGUAAAAAUGACAACAUUACUCCUUAUCAAUUCCAUAUUUUAAUUUGUAAUCAUUGUUUCUGUGUCAUGUUGUAAAUAAUUUAUUGUGUUAACUUUCCUUUGUCAAUCUCUUGAUUAAAUUUUUAAUAUGUGACAACAGUUACAGAAGUUAAUUUAAAUCUGGGUUAAAUGUACUGGUUCAUUACUUGUCAUGAAAUUUUAUAAAUGAAGAACAUAUAAUAAUGUUUUGAGUAUUAAAGUGUUUAGAUACAUAAAAUGCCUUAAGAUCUAG
This is a messenger RNA of Physella acuta, 5401 nucleotides long. Its product is annotated as multidrug resistance-associated protein 1. Gene Ontology annotation, molecular function: ATP hydrolysis activity; ABC-type transporter activity; ATP binding. Gene Ontology annotation, cellular component: membrane. NCBI's taxonomy places the organism in Eukaryota, Metazoa, Mollusca, Gastropoda, Physidae. The record is from RefSeq and is a predicted model, not a curated record. Gene Ontology annotation, biological process: transmembrane transport.